AUGCCGCCCUCGCGCGCGCCGUUAACUGGGACCUUCUCCGUCUCGGACGAGAAUCAUGUCGUCGUCUGCCCCCUUCGCAACCACGAUGCCUCGGCGUGCCGGAAGCGCUGCACUGGUGAGAAGAGGUUUAGAUCUAUGCAGGAGCACAUCCGCCGUGCACAUCCGGAAUACUACAUAGCCAAGUUGCCGGCGACAGAAGAGUCAUUCACCUUGAUGGUCAAUACUCCGCCACAAGAGCGCCCUCCUCCACCUCCACUCGCGACGAGCUCGGCAAACGCACAAGGUUGGUCGCCACCCCCCUCGGCAGCGGCAUUCGCUCACAAUGGCAAAGGGUACGGAGGCGAGGAGCUCAAUGCCUUCUUCGAGGGCGACUACAGCCUGAAUGGUCCUCGCACAUCCGACGAACUACGAAGACCUAGCUUGCUGCCAGCUGCUACCGCUGCCGCGGCUCUCGCAUCGUUACACAACCACCGCGCCGAAUAUGACUGGGAUUCAGAUCCGGAUGCGCCGUCGGAGCCAGAGUCGAAGAGCUACAGACCCCGCGCACGAUUCGCCCCUACCCCCAUCGAACAGCAUGUAUCGACCGAAGAACCCUACUACACAUCUACGUCGAUACACCGCGAACUGCUACCGUCGUCGCUCGCGCAAUCGCCCCCCGGACGCUCCUCCACGCUGCCACCAGGUCGCUCUGUAAAGCCAAACAGACCCCGCAAAUCGUCAGUAGGGCAGAAUGCUCGCAAGGGAAAGCACGAGCGGCAGAAAUCAAAGGACCAUAACCGUAGAAUGAGCUAUGAUAGGAAAGCAUUCUCUGCCGAGCCGGCAACCGCUGCAGCCAUCAUGGGCAAGCGAUGGGAAGACCUAAUCGAUGCCGCAGCUUCAGCAACCGAGGAAGAUAGUCGAGACCUCACUCCGGUUCCGCAAUCACCCCACCAAUCCCCGCAUAUGAUGAACAGCCGGACGUCUCUCCCGCCCUUUUUUGCUUCACAACUCCAGUCGUACACUGCGUCGCCGCUGCAAAACACCUUGACACCUCCGCCGCCGGACAUGUCCGAGCUACAGCCCUUUCCCUCGGUUGAAUCUUCCAUCGAGUCGGCAGUGUCUGGCCAAAACUUCCACAUGCCUACCCACGGCCUCUCGGACUCGUCUCCGACGUUUCCAUUUCCCGUGCAAAUCUACUGCGCCGCUUGUCGAAAGCUAUCCAUUCUCAGAGACAGCUAUGCUUGCACCGAGUGUGUCUGCGGAUUAUGUCAGGACUGCGUGGAUGUUUUGAUCAGCGAACACACUCGAGGCAGAACACCGAGAUGCCCCCGGUGUAAUGCCAUUGGCGGCAAGUUCAAGCCUUUUCAGCUAGACAUCAGAUGA
This is a messenger RNA of Cucurbitaria berberidis CBS 394.84, 1362 nucleotides long. RefSeq lists its product as uncharacterized. The record is from RefSeq and is a predicted model, not a curated record. Lineage: Eukaryota; Fungi; Ascomycota; Dothideomycetes; Pleosporales; Cucurbitariaceae. The coding region runs from base 1 to 1362 and encodes 453 amino acids. The transcript is spliced from 6 exons.